AUCGUAGUGGGAGGUGGGCCCGCAGGUUUCAUGGCAGCCAUCGAGGCUGCUCGCCGGGCGAAGGAGGGAGGGGCGAAACUCGAUGUUACUGUCUUGGAGGCGACGUCCAAGGUGCUGGGGAAGGUGAAGAUCAGCGGAGGAGGAAGAUGCAACGUCAUGCACGACUAUCGCAAGACGACCAAGCUGAUCUCUGAGGGGUACCCGCGGGGUCAGAAACCUCUGCUGGGCCCUCUGAGCAGAUUCGGACCUCUAGAUACCCUCGAGUGGUUCAAGAAAGAGGGGGUAGAGCUGAAAAUUGAAGACGACGGGAGGAUGUUUCCAAUCACAGACAACUCUCAGACCAUCAUCGACGCACUGUGUGGAGCAGCAGAACGAGCUGAUGUCAAGGUCCACACCAAGACGAGGGUCGACGACGUGAAGCUUGUCCGAGACAAAGAGCAGGAGGGAAUCUCGUUCGAAAUCUCGUGCAGCGUUCGUUCAUCUCGUCUUGCCUACGCGUGGGCCACAAAGUUGGGCCACAAGCUGGAGGAUCCAGUGCCGAGUCUUUUCACCUUUAACAUCAAACAGAAAGUUCUCGACGGUCUCGCGGGACUGGCAGUGCAGGAGGUGUGGAUGACGGUUGUUUACAGUCAGAGGGGCCCUGUCCUCAUCACCCACACCGGGUUGUCUGGUCCUGCUAUCCUGCGUCUGUCUGCCUUCGGUCUCUUCCAGUUCCUCCUCCUCUCUUUGCCUCUUUGUCUUGUUGUUUUGCAUUUACUCUUGCUCUCCUGCUCGUCCUGCUCCUCCCGCUCCUCCCGCUCUGUUGGUCCUGCUCCUCCACUUCUACACUUCCCGACGUUGAAUCUUCCAAGGAGGCUCUGGAAGAGGAUCGCGCGGUGCGAGCUGCAGGUGGGAUGGACGAGUUUGGCUGUCCCGCAAACUUACCAGCUGGGGAAGGUCGAAGGCAAGGGGGCUUUCAAAGAAGAGUUCGUAACAGCAGGCGGCGUCCCACUGCCUGAGGUUGACAUGACCAAGAUGGAGAGCAAGGUGGUCCCCGGGCUUUUCUUUGCUGGGGAGCUCCUCGACAUCGACGGCAUCACAGUAGGAGGAUACAACUUGCAGAGCGCGUGGACCACAGGGCAUGCGGCUGGUAGGAGAAGAGGG
This is a messenger RNA of Guillardia theta CCMP2712, 1143 nucleotides long. RefSeq lists its product as hypothetical. The annotation marks the transcript as partial. Lineage: Eukaryota; Cryptophyceae; Pyrenomonadales; Geminigeraceae. The transcript is spliced from 12 exons. The record is from RefSeq and is a predicted model, not a curated record.